UUUACCUGGAUGUGGCCCGCAGGGGCGGGGAGGUCCUCUCUGCCGACCAGGCGCACGCGCGGUUCCCUAACCUGGCAGACCCUUGCGCAGACAUCACAGACAGCAGCAGCAGCAGUAGCAGCAGUGGCCCUGCCGAUAGAAGCAGCAGUGGCGACGGCGGCGGUGGCAACGGCAUCAGGCAGGGCGCCUUGAUCGUGUCGGUGUGGUCUGAGAUGGCGCGCACCAUGGUCAUGGCCCACCAGCGGCGCGGCGAGUCAGACCUGGUGGCGCACUGGAUGUACCAGGCGCUGGCACUGGACACCGCCGCGCCAGAGUGGGGGCACGCGCUGGCGGGGGCGGCGCAGUAG
Molecule: messenger RNA, 347 nt
Organism: Monoraphidium neglectum
Lineage: Eukaryota; Viridiplantae; Chlorophyta; Chlorophyceae; Sphaeropleales; Selenastraceae
Exons: 1
Source: RefSeq, a predicted model, not a curated record